AUAAGACCGAACAGCUCUGCGCGUCGCUCGCUGGCGAUGUACCUGUUCUUGCGCUUAACCUAGACCUCUUCCCCGCGCAGUUUUGUAAUAAUCUUGCUAGACGACUGGUCCCGGAUGAAAAAUGAACGGAACGGAUCAGCGUGCUUUUCUUUUCCCGAGGGGAGCGGGGAGCGUGUCAUUAAAAGGUGCCCCGUCGACGGUUCUCUCCGCGCGAUGCACCGCAGGCUACCAGUCGCCGGUAUGCAAACAUCGACUUCUGUUCGAGUUCCACCCUGCACUCACUACAACCUUGAAAGACAAUUGUUCAACAUUACUUUACCAGUUAAGCAAGCAACAGGAUGGAAAUCCACGAUUUCAUAGUAGUCCGUCCAUGUCAAGGAGCACAAUUUCAAUAAGGCCUUUGCAAGAAGCAUGGGCCACAAUUCGAAAUCGUUACCAGUUCUAGGUAAAAGUGGUGUCUUUUCCUCGUUAACUGGUAUCAUGUCGUCGACGAGAAUCCGGCGCCAAGCUCCCAAAAAAUAUAAUCUCACCAUGUAUUUGCCUUUUUUUUUUUUUUUUUU
Molecule: messenger RNA, 560 nt
Organism: Heterotrigona itama
Lineage: Eukaryota; Metazoa; Arthropoda; Insecta; Hymenoptera; Apidae
Source: the annotation of a GenBank genome assembly